AUGGAUGAAGACGGAUUACAUGAUAUGCCAGCUCCUAUGCCGGACCAACCUCCAGUGAUUGACCAUCUACCCAGUCCAAGAUCUGAUAUCCCACUGACCAGCUCACACAGGAACCACACCCAUGCACAGAGGGAGGUUCUCUCCUGUCCUCAGUGGCUUGUCCACAGACAAUGGAACAACCAAACGACGCUUGAAGACAUCAACACUGAAUUCAUGCGCCGAAAUAUUCCGGGGAUUUACUUUAUAAGUCUCCAAAUGACACUGAGUUUGAUUGGAAACGUCAGUGUUCUGUUGCUGUAUAGCACGAAGACUAAAGUCUCUAACUACCGUGUGUACGUCUUGUUCCUGGUGAUGCUAGAUCUCAUCAGUUGUGUAUUUGUAAUGCCCUUCGCAAUUCUCUCAUUGUACUAUCCCGUUAACUUUCCAUCUAACUUUAUUUGUAAGGCCGGUUAUUUUCUUGGAUUUUUUGUACACAUUGCGUCAUCGUUGGUCCUAGUCCUCAUAGCCGUGGACCGAUUCCUGAAAGUCUGCCGGCCUCUAAAGAAACAGCUUACGGAGCAGCAAUCCAAGCUAAGUUGUCUGUUCAUCUGUGUGUUUGCCUUGGGGUUCUCGUGGUUUACGCCACUGCUAUACGGAAAUUCAAAAGUUAACACGAACAUCAACCACAUAGAAGGAACACGCUGCUUUCUGGAGAAUGACCCUUUGACCAUAACGAUCGCCCAGUGGAACUACAUAGCCCUGACAGUAAUGCUGGUCAUUGUCACUGUCUUUCUGUGUGUCUUGUACUCCCUGAUUCUCCGGAGGAUUCGUAGCCACUCCAAGUACAGCACUGUAAGAACUAAAAACCGCCAAAAGGGACAGCAGAAAAAUUUCAACAUCGGGAAGACGACGAUGACAUUUUUAAUUAUUUCCGUUGUUUAUUUAAUAAACGCCCUAACUCACGAUAUCCUGGCACUUGUCCUGCACAUCCAGAAAAAUCUUGAGUGUUCCAUGGGAUUCUAUGGCGGCGCUUUGUACUACAUAUUUCUGUGGACAAUAUUCCUGAAUAAUGUGUCUAACCCGUUUAUUUACGGCCUAUCUGAUGACAGGUUCUCUACUAUGUUCAAGGGUAUGUUUCAAAGAAAUGGGCCAUUGAGAGCGUCUUUCAGUCGAAAUUUCAACGCAUCCAUGGCCUCUAUCUCCAAAGACAGCUUUCAGCAAUCGUUUUCCAAGAAACAAUCGAGUCCAAAAUGCAGAACAGCAGAAGACUAG
Saccostrea echinata is the source of this 1251-nucleotide messenger RNA. Its product is annotated as nociceptin receptor-like. The record is from RefSeq and is a predicted model, not a curated record. Lineage: Eukaryota; Metazoa; Mollusca; Bivalvia; Ostreida; Ostreidae. The coding region runs from base 1 to 1251 and encodes 416 amino acids. Gene Ontology annotation, molecular function: G protein-coupled receptor activity. Gene Ontology annotation, cellular component: membrane. Gene Ontology annotation, biological process: G protein-coupled receptor signaling pathway. The transcript has a single exon.